Messenger RNA from Talaromyces proteolyticus, 2075 nucleotides. Its product is annotated as putative MFS transporter. The coding region runs from base 156 to 1856 and encodes 566 amino acids. Gene Ontology annotation, molecular function: transmembrane transporter activity. Gene Ontology annotation, biological process: transmembrane transport. Lineage: Eukaryota; Fungi; Ascomycota; Eurotiomycetes; Eurotiales; Trichocomaceae. The transcript is spliced from 4 exons. The record is from RefSeq and is a predicted model, not a curated record. Gene Ontology annotation, cellular component: fungal-type vacuole membrane.
GAGAAAUAUUGAGGGCCUAAAUUGGCCGCUUGCGGGUGAAAUUCGUUAGUAUAUACCGACGCACGUGACUACCACCCCGACUCAUUCCCCUCUCCUCCACUUCCAAUUGAUGGGAGUAAGAGUAACGAGACUCGUAGACCUCUUUAUCCUAGCCAAUGUCGCUCAUUCAACAUGUGUCGUCUAUUGAAGGCGUCGACCGCUAUAGGCCCGUGUCCCCAUCUAGAAAAUCGGUGCGGCGAAUAUUGAGUUAUGAUGCAUUUCCCAAAUCGGACGAAGAGGCCACGCAGCCCAGUGUUGGCGCUUACAAGGUUUCUGUGGCGAAGAGAAUAGCCCAGGUAGCUGCCACAAUUCUGGCUUGUUGGCUCGCGUCAGGAAUUGUUUUUGGGUUUGCUGCACUCAAGCCAGUGUUGUUAGCGGAGGGUGUUUAUGAGUGGCUCUGCGAUAAGGAUGACCUGGAAGAUGGUGUGGAUGUGUGCUUUAAGCAGGAAUUACAACUCAACAUCUUCUUUACAGUCGCCUCAACUACUGCCAACAUCUCUGCCCUGCCGAUAGGAACCCUUCUUGACCGAUAUGGUCCGCAGAUCUGUACCUUCACGGGCUGUUUAUGUCUCGCUACCGGCAGUUUGCUCAUGCAUCUAGCCUUCAGAUUUCCCGAUUUCGAUGGCUACGUGAUUGGAAACUUCUUCUUAUCGCUGGGCGGUACAUUCAUCUUUGUGCCAGCUUUUCAAAUCGCUAACGCCUUCCCAAAGCAUUCUGGGGCUAUCGUUGCGCUGGUUACUGGUGCUUUUGAUGCUUCAGCCGCUGUGUUUCUGUUCUAUCGCCUUGCAUACGAAUCAUCAAACCAUGCCUUGAAACCGGCGCGUUUCUUUCUAUACUAUUUGAUCGUGCCGCUGCUCAUUUUCCUAGCCCAAGCAUUCCUUUUACCCUCUAAACCUUACAAAACUACCUUUCAACUCGAGGAAAAAAUCGAAGCAGCACGCGACUCCUCGCGAGACUUCCACGACUCCGACGGCGACAUAUCCGACGACAACGAGGUGGAACAUUUACGCGCCGAGCGACGCCGAAAACGCAAGGCCAAGUUACAAAACAUCGACAACGUCCUCGGCGACAGCGACCAACGACACCAGCGCGAAGAGCAGGAAGAGGAGCGCCAUGUGACGUCGCGAGUCUGGGGCGUUCUGCACGGGGAACCCGCUAGAAAGCAAUUCAUGUCGCCAUGGUUUAUCCUCAUAACGCUGCUUACUGUAUUGCAAAUGCUGCGCAUGAACUACUUCAUCGCCACAAUUCGCGAUCAGUAUGUAUAUAUGCUAGACUCUGAACCUCAUGCCGACGCAAUCAACAAUUUCUUUGAUUUCGCGUUACCGAUUGGCGGGGUGGCAUCAACGCCGUUUAUUGGAAUUUUACUCGAUAAUCUGAGUGUGCCGAAAAUGCUUUCCUUGAUUGUUUUCCUCACCACUGUUACGGGGAUCCUCAACUGCUUGCCAUUCCUGUGGGCUGGAUACGUAACAGUCACAUUAUUCGUUCUUCUACGCCCAUUAUACUACUCUGCGAUGUCUGACUACGCCACCAAAGUCUUCGGCUUCGCAACCUUCGGACGCGUCUACGGAGCAAUUAUAUGUAUUUCUGGCAUCGUCAAUUUAUCGCAAACGGCCAUGGAUGCUUUGAGUCAAGGUGUUUUGGGUGGGAACCCGAUUCCUAUUAAUAUUGCUCUUGUUAGUCUUGGGUUUGUCGUUGGAUCGGUUCUUGUCGGGUUUGUGCAGAGGCAGAGUAGGAGGUUGCAGGAGCGGGAGACGGAAGAUGAGACGCAGCGGUUGCUUGAGGAGGUUCAGGAAGAGGAGGAGGAGGAGGAUUACUGAUGUAGCGUUAGUUUGCAUGAGAGUUUGGGGUUGGGUGUGGCUUGAGAAUAAUAGGUGGUAAUUGAUAGGGCUGGCUGUGCCUGUGAGUUUUCUAAUAGACAUAAUAUAUUUAAACUGAUAACAUUUGAUUUAUUGAGAGUUCUAGGCCUUUAUCGAGAUAAAAGGAGUCCCCGAGAACCAGUAGCUAACAUUAUCAAAUCACAUUCCUUAUCAUCUCUA